Molecule: messenger RNA, 1386 nt
Organism: Acyrthosiphon pisum (pea aphid)
Lineage: Eukaryota; Metazoa; Arthropoda; Insecta; Hemiptera; Aphididae
Product: THUMP domain-containing protein 1 homolog
Biological process (GO): tRNA modification
Molecular function (GO): RNA binding
Source: RefSeq, marked provisional
AUUUCAGGCUGAAGUUUCCAGCGUUUAGCACGUGUUUACGUCUUAUAUAUUUGUAUAUCUAUUACUUGCAUAUUGUAAAAUUAAUAUAUUCAAUUUUUAAAAAAAGUGUAGGUUAGUCUACAUAAUUUAUAUAUUAUAAUUACAAAACUUAAAAUAGCUCAAUAUUAUAAGUUAUUUAAAACAUUUGUCGAUAUUUGUUGUUUGAACCAGUUAUAUAGUAUACAAAAAAUAGUAUUUUUAUUGAAAUAAUGGCAGCUCGUCCGGUCAAAUCAUACGGUAAAAAAAAGUACAAUUUUAAGGACAAUCGUUUUAAACUUCUGCCAGACAUGAAAGGAUUUUUAUGCACUUGCAAUUACGGUGAAAAAGACUGUCAGAAGGAAGCGAUAAAUUUGUUGAGAGAAUACAGCGAAGAAAAAUACAAACCAUCUGAAGAGACUAUUAGUACUGUAGAGGAAUCUGCAGAAAUCAUGGACUCAUUAGACACUGAAUUGGAAAGCUUGUCCAGAAAAGAUAAUGCUGAUUGGAAAAAAUUCACUCCAUCAGCUACAGGUGUUGGAAACUGUCUUUUUAUCAGCACCACAGUUGAAGAUCCGUGUGAGCUUAUGUAUAAAAUACUCGAAGACAUUGAAAGAACCAAAGUGCAGAAGACAAAAUUUCUUUUGCGUAUGCUUCCAAUUUUGGUUACUUGCAAAGCCAAUAUAACAUCCAUAACAUCAGCCUGUACCAUUAUAUUGCCUAAGUAUUUUUCUACAGAACCAACAACAUUUGCAAUUAUGUUCAAUCACAGAUAUAACAAUUCAGUGCCGCGUGAUAAAGUUAUCGAAGAAUUGGCCAACCAAGUGGUUAGUUUUGGACCGCAUACUGUGGAUUUAUCUGGUGGAGCUAAAAUGACUAUUAUUGUUGAGGUGGUGAAGUCUGUUUGUUGUUUGUCAGUGGUUAGAGAUUAUGCUCGCUUCUGCAAGUUCAAUCUACUCUCUGUCUGUGGUCGACCUGAAAAAAGAACAGCAGAAGGUGAAAAUGGUGAUGUUGAAAAAAGUUCUUCGCCUAAAGUUAAGAAACAAGAGGAAAAUGACCAAGUAAAAGAAAAUAGUGAAGAGGAAAAAACAGAGAGCGAACCUGGGGAAGAAACUACUGAAAUGUCUGAAAAUUAAAUAACUUCAUUAUUUAUGUUCAUUUACUUAUUGAAAGGUAUCAAUAAGCUAAUUUUGUUAAUUAAUGUCAAAUCUAAAUUUUUUUUUUCUAUUAUUUAUUUUGUAUGGUUAAAUAAUAUUUUCAAAAAUUAAAAAGUAAACAGAUUAAUUAUAAUUAAAAAGUAUAUAAGUAAUACAUUAUUAUUUCACAAAGUUAUUUUCAGUAAAUAUAUUCACUUUAUUCUAGUGUAUUGGA